AUUUAAUUCGUCGUACCACUGUAAUGGCGCCUCUAUUACUAAAAUAAUGAGGAUACCCCGACUCAUUUUUCUGCAGUUUUGGUUCAAACAUUCUCAUUUUCACUUGGACACUACUUCAGUGCUUUGAUGUUUACAGUGGAAAUCAUACAACUGAAUCUAUUGCUGGCCUGUCGUUAACAGCAUGAUGGAGAUAACAAAUGUUUCUGAAUAUGAUAAGCUGGCAAAAGAGAGACUGCCGAAGAUGAUAUAUGAUUAUUAUGCAUCAGGUGCUGAAGAUGAAUGGACUCUAGAAGAGAACAGAAAUGCAUUUUCGAGGAUUUUGUUCCGGCCCCGCAUCCUCAUUGAUGUAAGUCAUAUAGACAUUACGACAACUGUCUUGGGUUUCAAGAUUCCCAUGCCAAUCAUGAUUGCUCCUUCAGCUAUGCAAAAAAUGGCUCACCCCGAAGGAGAGUUUGCAACAGCGAGGGCAGCAUCUGCUGCUGGCACAAUUAUGGUUUUGACUCACAUUUCUUUCCCUUCCUAUUUUUCCUCUUUUUCUAACCUUAAGUAUCGAAUUUUUCAUUCUUUGAUUUGCAUGUGUGAUUAUUUGAUCCAGGCAUUGUCUACACUGGCCACAUCUAGUGUUGAAGAAGUUGCCUCAACUGGACCUGGAAUUCGAUUUUUCCAGCUUUAUGUAAUGAAAGACAGGAGUGUUGUCGCACAGCUGGUUAUACGAGCUGAGAAGGCUGGUUUUAAUGCUAUUGUUCUCACAGUUGAUACACCUAGGAUAGGUAGAAGGGAAGCAGAUAUCAAGAACAGAUUUAUUCUCCCACAACACUUGACAUUAAAGAACUUUGAGGGGCUGGAUCUUGGUAAGAUUGAUCGGACAGAUAACUCUGGAUUAGCCUCAUAUUUUUCUUAUCAAGUUGAUCGGUCAUUGAAUUGGAAGGAUGUAAAGUGGCUUCAGACCAUCACCAAGUUGCCAAUCUUGCUGAAAGGAGUGCUAACUGCUGAGGAUGCGAGACUGGCAGUGCAAGCAGGUGCAGCAGGAAUCAUCGUCUCCAACCAUGGAGCUCGACAACUUGAUUUUGUGCCUGCAACCAUCAUGGCUUUGGAAGAGAUUGUGAAAGCUGUGGAGCGUCGAAUUCCUGUUUUCUUGGAUGGUGGUGUUCGUCGUGGCACAGAUGUUUUCAAAGCAUUAGCACUUGGAGCUUCUGGAGUAUUUAUUGGAAGGCCGGUAGUUUUUUCAUUAGCAGUUCAUGGAGAAGCUGGUGUGCGAAAAGUGCUCCAAAUGCUUCGUGAUGAGUUUGAGCUCACCAUGGCGUUAAGUGGCUGUGGAACAGUCGAGGAAAUUACUCGUAACCAUGUCAUGAUGGACACCGAAACUCCACGAAUCUCUCCCAAGCUAUAAGUCGCUUUAAGUAUAAUCAGCGACUUUUGUAAGAUAGGAGUUCAGGAUCAAGACUCCCAUUCAGAAUUUCAGAUGUACAAGGAUUCUAGACUUAAUUUAUAAAUAAAGGUUGCACAGCAAAAUAAUGUAACGAUUACAAGAAUUAAUUGGUGACCAUGUUCAAUCUUUUUACUACUGUGCAAUUUUGUAAGUUGAUAAGUUUGAAUUUUCAUGGGUAUGCAAUUUUGAAUCGACAAAGUAUCUUCUCUAUA
Molecule: messenger RNA, 1641 nt
Organism: Chenopodium quinoa (quinoa)
Lineage: Eukaryota; Viridiplantae; Streptophyta; Magnoliopsida; Caryophyllales; Amaranthaceae
Product: peroxisomal (S)-2-hydroxy-acid oxidase GLO1-like
Exons: 11
Coding region: 182-1390 (402 amino acids)
Molecular function (GO): oxidoreductase activity; FMN binding
Source: RefSeq, a predicted model, not a curated record